UAACACUGUCUCUGCCGCCGCGAAUCGACUCACUCCAGUCCACGUGAACAAAUUUGGGCAAUGUGCGGUUCUCAAACUCAUGAGAUAAAGUGAUAGAGAAGUGCACCGGAGUGACGACAGCCAAGUUUGAAUUCGCGAGUGAUUUGCGAGUAGACGGGACGCCUAAACUGUGCAGCUGGCAAUCGGCCGAAUAAAACCCUAUUGGGGAAUCUGUGUUUGUGUUGGUGCUGCAGACGCGGCGCUCAACAUGUGAGGUUAAAGCAGACGGGCAAACAGACUGCGGCGACAAACCUGACAACAAAUCGCUCCAGCAAGAGCCCCAAAUCUCUGGGAGGCGUGGUCCGGAGCCACCACAGGUGCGAUUUGAGAAGUUUUUGCGGUAUUUAAUAAAACUCAUAAUGGAUUCCCGAAUGCUGAAUGCGUUCCAAGAAGAUCCCUUCGAGGGAAACUACGUAAAAUACGAAACUGAGCCGAAUUUUUGGUCAUCUAACGAUGAUCUACAACUGACAGAUACUCUUGACGGCAUUCUGCCUAUCGCGCCUACAGACGAGUUACUGCUCAGUCACAACCGGGAAGACGAUCUGCAAAACAGAAAGAACCUGCUGAUCUACAGUGGCUUUGUGGAGCAAGAACUGGGCGACCGGGAUGCCAAUGUGCUAAAUGCCCAGGUCUACCAGGCCAUUACGGACAGCGAGGUCGAGGUAGCCUACGAACAGCAGCGCCAGAUAAAUGCUAUAGUCGAGUAUGACACGGAAGACAUCGACGGAGGGGAUCAUACAGAGGAGGAGGACAUACAGAGCCAGUACAGUGUCUCCACAUUUCGCACCCGCACGGACAGCUCCUCGAUUGGUGACUAUGAGUCGCACUCCAGUGACUACGAGGACGAAUACGACAUUAACGAGGACGAGGAGCAGGGUCAAAUUAUGCCCGCUGUCGCGACUUUGCAAAGCUCUAGCGAGCGGAAAAAUCGAACGCUUAGUACUAACACCGUAAUCUCGGAAGUAGACGCAUUCGGACUUAAUAUCGAUGUGAAUAACUUUGACUUAGCUGACUUUAUAACCAAAGACGAUUUUGCGGAUAAUUUUAACGCGUGCCAAAAAGAGUCUCUACGAGCACUGGAGCCACCUAAACCUGAUACUGCGACCGUGGCUUCCUUAGUGCUUCCGCCUCCUUUGGCCAUGACUGCACAAAAACCCAAAGCACUUUCCUCAAGGACGCGGGACUCUGAUUAUGACUCGGACUCGAUAAUCGACGUUGAAACUGUCGAUGUUAUUGAUGUGGAUGAAACUGAAUGGUUAACAGGUCAGCUCACAGAAGCAGGCCAAGCUACCAAUGACUUGCGCUACGUGGACAAUGUAAAGGCCGACCCUUCCUGGUGUCCCAAGUCCACGAAGAAAUCUGUGUCCAAUGUUAAAGAGAAUAAGCAGGCGCAGUUGGAAACCCAGCCAACCGCUUUGAAUAAACCGAAGCCGGCCAACAUUUGCCUGGUGCCUAAUAAAAAACAGUGCGAUUUUCUCAAACGUAAGGUUGGAGCUUCCUCAUUGCCCAAGCCACCCAAGAUGGCAACUAAAAAAGUAAAGGAGGUGUCGAAGCUAAUCAGCAGCAAGCAGCCGACAUCGAACAGAAAUCCAUGUAAGGGUCUAGGCUUGGGUGGCAAAAACCUAGCGCUUUUGAAGCAGGAGAGAGAAGCCGCGAUAUCGGCAAAUGCGGCAGAAAUACAUUCGCCAACACCAUCUGCCGCAAUUACACAGACUCCAGCGCCGAUUACGGCCCCAAAGCGAAAGCUCAAUCUAGAAGAGUACAAACAACGACGUUCUGGCGGCGUUUGCAACGCAAAAACAAAGCCGACUCCCCCGAAGCAGGCGAAGCUUGAAGAUGCUAGCAAAUUCACCUCUCCUUCCCCAGUUCUCAAGCCUACGCCAUCGCCUCAGAAGGCUGCCAUAGCCAAUAUUGUGAACAGCCUGAAGUGCCCCAGCAAAGAAACGGCCACAGUGCCCCUGGAUCCCAUAACCGUGGCAAAGAACAAAGUGCUGCGCAUGAUUGAAAUGAAGCGGGCUCAACAGUUAAAGAUCAUCGACUCCCGGGUAACAGCGAAAGUGCCACGUGUAACAAAGUUGCCGCCACUCAAGGACAUUGUCAAGGACACCUACUGCAUGGAAUCUGAGGAUCCAACUACGGCGGUGGUUCGUCCUCCCAGCAACAAAAUCCACCCGGACUAUGAGGAGAUUAUUAUUGUUUCAGCUAGUUGCAACACAGACAUAACGAUACCGCCGAAUCAACUAAGCAAAGCUUCUCCUCGAUCUCUUUUAAAGUCAUCGGUUUUGCUGUACAACAUCUCGAACGGCCAAGAUGGCAACAAGAACAUAAGCAACUCUCUUAUAGCGAGCAUACAAAGCGAGGUCGUAAGACAAACCAGUAGCACUACACUCGCGACGAUUCCGAGCAAUGCACAACCUAAAGGCUCGUCCGAAAAAAAUGUUCAGCAUGGCGAGGACAUGGUCAUUAUGCACUUGCCCAAAGAUCGAAUGCGCAAAACUCUGGUCAGCGCUGCUACCCAAACUGAUUUGCAACCCGAAUUUCCACUUUUGACGCUGCCGCCCAACCGACAGUCUCGAGAGCGAACGCGACGGACUUACCGCAAGCGACGAAACCAUGGUUCGGGCUCGAAUGAGUCUAGUUCUUCAAGUGGUUCAUCAGACUCGGACUGUGGCAGCUCGGUGUCGUACAGAUCACGCUCACGAUCCGAUUCAAUCGAGCAGCUGCGCAGCCUGGAUGCAGCAGUCACUUGCGGGGGAAGCAGUAUUGGAAACGGUGGCUAUUCUUCUCGCAGCACACAUCGUCAUCGGAGUUCUGUUAGCUCUUCAUCAUACUCAGAGGCAGGCAAAUAUGAGCGCAGACAACGCCGCACUAGCUAUAACAAGAGACGUUCCAAAAACCAAAAGCGGGCCAGCGUGUCUUCCUCUUGUUCCGGCUCUGAGAACAGUGAUCGCAAUCGCAGUCGCAGUCCGCAUCGCAAUCUGCGUCGCUCGCGUUCGCGCUCAAAAUCUGACACGCGCUACGGCAACAAUACCUGUUCCAAUAACAACAAUCGACGCGGAUUUAUGGAUCGCAACGUAUCGCAACCGGCCGUAGAGGAGCGGCGAAUUGUUUACGUCGGUCGCAUUGAGCAGGAGACUACCAAGGAACUGCUGCGGCGUAAAUUUUUACCCUAUGGAAACAUAAAGCAGAUAACAAUACAUUACAAAGAAAAUGGAAUGAAGUACGGAUUUGUUACGUACGAAAGGGCGCAGGACGCUUUCACGGCCAUCGACACGAGUCCUAGGGACUCGCAAAUUAACAUGUAUGACAUCAGCUUCGGUGGGAGACGCGCUUUCUGUCGCGCCUCGUACGCUGACUUGGACAAUGCUGGUAUUAACAAUUAUCACUCAUAUGUGUUUCCCAAGGAGACACCAACACCGAAAGUACAGGAGGAGGAUUCCUUUGAAGCUUUGUUGCUUAAAGUAAAGGCAAAGUUAAAUGUUGGCAAGCCAUCAGGAGCUGCACCUGCUCAGGAGGCACAAUCAACUCCAGUUUCUUUGCCACAGGACCACAGUCAAAUGUGACAUUUUGGCAGAAACCUGUCGAACUUCUUUAAUUUAAUUUUUCUGAAAAUUUGAAGUUUGUUACAAGUAUCCUCUUACAACUCUUACAACCUUUGCAUAAUUUUAGACCAAUCCCCGAAGUUUCUAGCUGUAUAACUGAAAAGCCUGAUUAUGAUUGAUAAUUUAUCGUAAAAUAGUUGACAGAGCUAUGCAUUGCAAGCAAUAGAACUAUUGCAAUAUACACUAGAAUAAUUCUAAUAACCGAGAAUGAAAGCUAAAUACAAAACAACAAAUUGAAAAGAAAAUGGAAUUGUGAUAAUCGCAUAAUGCAUACAAAGUCAUUUUUGCACGUAAGUUAGCAGAAGAUCCAUAUAAAUAGAUAAAUCCAAUCAUGAAAGCUUUGUAACAAUCUGUCUAACCACCAAACCAAUGGAACUGAAAAAAAAAAAACAGCCACCACUACAAUAAUAAAAAAUCAAAUACAUAAAAAAUCAUACAUAUAAAUUAAUUAUGUAUUUUGAGAGCAAGGAACGCGCAUGCAGCAUGCGUCGGCCACGAAUUAAACUGUUGAUAACUAAACUUUGAUAUUAGUUUGUAAAGAGCAUAUUUUGUACGUAAUUUUAAUUUACUCGGUAAUUUUUGAAAAGCAACAAUAGCAACCACAAAUGCUUUAUCUAAAGCUAUUAUGAAAUCUUCAACAUAUAGCCUAAAAACUAUCAGAUAGGCUUGUUUUGCUUUUUUAAUUAAAAAAACAUGCAAUGACUUUAAAAUCGUUGUCUGCUGUUACCUAUUUCCUCGAUUAUUUAGUUAAAACCAACUGAGGUCAAACAAUCUUCUUAUGUUUAUAAAAAUUAACUGCCGAAGAACACUGCAAAAAUAUUUGUAAAAUAAGAGCCAUAAGGAAAGUGUGUUUGGACGCAGUAACAAAUUGUUUUUUAGUAUCUUUUUUACUUGAUAAUAAAUCCUUGCUAGUUUCAGAGAAAUAAAAUAACUCUGAUCUUGUA
Messenger RNA from Drosophila ficusphila, 4585 nucleotides. RefSeq lists its product as uncharacterized. Gene Ontology annotation, cellular component: nucleus. The record is from RefSeq and is a predicted model, not a curated record. Gene Ontology annotation, molecular function: RNA binding; transcription factor binding. Gene Ontology annotation, biological process: positive regulation of transcription by RNA polymerase II. NCBI's taxonomy places the organism in Eukaryota, Metazoa, Arthropoda, Insecta, Diptera, Drosophilidae.